AUGUACUCCACAAGAACUAACUUCCCCAUCCUCAAGGUCCAAACUUUCCUCAUUCUGAUCGGUGCCUCUAUAUUAAAAGGGGAUCAAAAAAAGGCAUGGAGUCAUCUUCUAUCCGAGAAAAAAACUUAUCAAGGGUUAAUGGCUUGA
This is a messenger RNA of Blumeria graminis f. sp. triticale, 147 nucleotides long. NCBI's taxonomy places the organism in Eukaryota, Fungi, Ascomycota, Leotiomycetes, Helotiales, Erysiphaceae. The record is from the annotation of a GenBank genome assembly.